GGGAAACUUUUCCCUUGUGUAACGGAUAGAGAAUCACCUCUGCUUGCUCGCACCAGAAAAUAACCCACGCCAAACCUGAAGAUAAUGAGAGCGUUUGAUACCAUCUCCGUCUAAAUCCAUGAAUUUCUCUUCGUCAAUUCGACAAGAACAAGAAUUUAAAUGAACCGAUAAAACCCUAACAGAAGCGAUUAACAUGUCUACCUUUUCUGCCUCUGUAGUUACCUGUAAUCAUUUGCUGUCUCAUACACAUUCUUUAACGCCUUUCCGUUUUUUUAAUCUUCCCGAUUCAUGCCCUUCCCCUUUUUCUAAGUCCCCUUUAUGUCCCCUUCAUCUCCGUCAUUUUCGAAGAAAGGCCCUAACUUUAGUUUCCUGUAAAUCCUCCGAGGCAGAAGAAGAGUUGUCAUCCACAGAAGACGAGUGGCUCAAGAGACUUCCUGACAAGAAAAAGCCUUUGUAUUCUCACAGCUUGCCUUGCAUUGAAGCUUGGCUAAGGGAUUUAGGGUUUUACCAGAGCAAGGACGACCGUGCUGUUUGGUUCGUCGAAAAGCCGGAGUGGCGUGCCCAGUUAUCUCUUGAUAUGACUGAUCUAUAUAUAAGGUACUUGAAGAGUGGACCAGGGAGUCUUGAAAAAGAUGUGGAGAGGAGAUUCAGUUAUGCAUUGAGUAGAGAGGAUAUCGAAAAUGCCAUUCUUGGAGGACCUUAGAACGGAGUGAAAGCAUUCCUGCCAUUGUAUGUUGUAGUGAAUAACUUAUCUUGCAGUAUUUAACUACAUUAUCGGGUGUAUCAUUUAUUAACUCCUACCUUGAGCAAUUCUCAUUUGCAUUUUUGUGCAAUGUAAUAUCCAUAAUGCCCCUAUUUGUUAUUUUCUUAGGAGGCAUAUUACAUUCUAUUGUCUUCUGAGGCAUAUUACAUUCAAUCAAUACAUAUAUGCAAACUAAUAAUUAGGAAGUUGAAA
Messenger RNA from Jatropha curcas, 955 nucleotides. Its product is annotated as tRNA dimethylallyltransferase. Lineage: Eukaryota; Viridiplantae; Streptophyta; Magnoliopsida; Malpighiales; Euphorbiaceae. The record is from RefSeq and is a predicted model, not a curated record.